Molecule: messenger RNA, 540 nt
Organism: Lolium rigidum
Lineage: Eukaryota; Viridiplantae; Streptophyta; Magnoliopsida; Poales; Poaceae
Exons: 1
Coding region: 1-540 (179 amino acids)
Source: RefSeq, a predicted model, not a curated record
AUGGGCCUCUGCGUGUCGUGCGACGCCCCGGCUGACUGCGCUUCGACCGCGAGGGUCGUGCUGCCCAGCGGCGAGCUCCGGCAGUACUCUCAGGCGGUCACCGCGGCGCUGGCGCUGGAGGAGGUCGGCCACGGCGAGAAGGGAUGGUUCCUCUGCGACGCCGACGCGAUGGGCUUCGAGGGCUCCGUCGCGGCGGUGGCCGGCGGCGACGAGCUCCGGCCGGGGCAGAUAUACUUCGUGCUCCCGGCCGAGAUGCUGCGCCGUACACUCACACUCGAGGAGGUCGCCGCCCUUGUCGCCAAGGCCAGCGCCGCCCUAAUCAAGGCCUCCACCGCAUCGUCUGCCGGCGGCCGGCGCCGGCGAGGCUCCGUGUCGCCGCUCGUGUUCGCGCCGUCCGAGGAGGAUUACUCGGACUAUUCGUCGAUGACCUUCGUCUCGGCGAAGCCGGCGGUGGUCCGCAAGCGGGUGGUCGCCUACCACGGUGGGCGGUCACCGGCAAGGUUCUCUCCCGACUUGACAGCCAUCCCGGAAAGCGAAUAG